Neomonachus schauinslandi (Hawaiian monk seal) is the source of this 454-nucleotide messenger RNA. It is a transcript of the gene PROK2, whose product is annotated as prokineticin 2. Bases 1 to 390 code for a protein of 129 amino acids. The transcript has 4 exons. NCBI's taxonomy places the organism in Eukaryota, Metazoa, Chordata, Mammalia, Carnivora, Phocidae. The record is from RefSeq and is a predicted model, not a curated record.
AUGAGGGGCCCGCGCUGCGCCCCGCUGCUGCUCCUGCUGCUGCUGCCGCCGCUGCUGCUCACGCCCCCCACCGGGGACGCCGCAGUCAUCACCGGGGCCUGCGACAAGGACCCCCAGUGUGGUGGAGGCAUGUGCUGUGCUGUUAGUAUCUGGGUUAAGAGCAUAAGGAUUUGCACACCUAUGGGCAAAGUGGGAGACAGCUGCCAUCCGCUGACUCGUAAAAACCAUUUUGGAAAUGGAAGGCAGGAAAGAAGAAAGAGGAAGAGAAGAAAAAGGAAGAAGGAGGUUCCAUUUUUUGGGCGGAGAAUGCAUCACACAUGUCCAUGUAUGCCGGGCUUAGCCUGUUUACGGACUUCAUUUAAUCGAUUUAUUUGUUUAGCCCGAAAGUAAUCACUUGAGAGUAGAAACUUUAAAUGUGAACAGCCACAUGAUGUCUGUAAAGUCUAUUUACUUG